This is a messenger RNA of Eriocheir sinensis (Chinese mitten crab), 8634 nucleotides long. It is a transcript of the gene Grip, whose product is annotated as glutamate receptor-interacting protein 2-like. Bases 1288 to 5079 code for a protein of 1263 amino acids. The transcript has 17 exons. Gene Ontology annotation, molecular function: protein binding. Lineage: Eukaryota; Metazoa; Arthropoda; Malacostraca; Decapoda; Varunidae. Gene Ontology annotation, biological process: neurotransmitter receptor transport, endosome to postsynaptic membrane. The record is from RefSeq and is a predicted model, not a curated record.
GAAGGAAGAGAAUGAAAAAAAACAGAAGUCGAAGCAUCAUAUCAUAACUCAUUGCUAUCUUACAGUAAUCUUAUCGGCAUCAUUUUCUUAAGUAAGUAAGUAAGUUAAGUAAGGUUUCCAAGGCGCUAAAGAUCUAAGUAAGUAGGUUAAUGGGCUUGCUAAUGGCACUCUGCUGUGAUCUUGGCGAUGUGUGGCACUGCGUCCUUGAUUGUGGCACUGCUCUCUCUCUCUCUCUCUCUCUCUCUCUCUCUCUCUCUCUCUCUCUCUCUCUCUCUCUCUCUCUCUCUCUCUCUCUCGUCUGUGCCAAAUAUGCGAGGGAGGCGUAACACAUGCAAGUUAAUGUUCUGUGUCACGAAGGCUUAUUGAAGUGCCAACUCUGUGUCUUCCGGCGUCUGUCUCUGUCUGUCUGUCUAUCUGGCUGGCUGGCUGGCUUCUGUUGUCCAUUUGUAUCCGUCUGUCUGUCUGUCUCGGUUUGUCUCGCUUUCUUCGUUCCUUGGUUUGGUCUCGUCUGUCUCUAUCUCUCUGUAGGAGUCUGUAGGUCUGUAUGUGUUUUAUUCGUCUGUUAUUUCUUUGUUUGUUUUUUGUAAUUCAUCUCUUGUCUUUCUUUCCGCGUCCUUCUCUGUCUGUUUGUCUGUGUAGGUGUUUGUCCAUCCGUCUCUGUCUCUAUCUCUGUCUGUCAUGUCUCCUUUUAGCCAUUUUUAGCAUACGUGUGUCUGUCCGUCUCUUUGUCUAUCUGUCUGUCUGUUCGUCAAAUCUACAUGCGUGUCCGUCUGUCCGCCUCUACCUCUGCCUGUCUGCUACUGUGUCUCAAGAUCACGUGGCCAGAUUGGGGUAAGGAAUAACCUGCUAUCACAAGGGGCUGAGGGACACAGGACAGGGCAGGGAGUCAGGGACUGCUUCAGGAGGGAAAGGAAAACGUGGGUCUACGGAAGGGCAGCGUGGAGGGUGUGGGUGCGUGAUGGUGCUGUGCCCACCGAGAGGCGUAUUGAUGACUGCCUCGCCUUCCCUCCCGUAGUGAUGAAAAUAAACAAGGAAAGACAAUGGAGUGAAAGUUUAGAUAAGCAGACUGACGCUUGGCAUCGUUUGUCUCCGUGGCAUGUGGCGUGACGACGUGUGUAUGUCUCUGUGUGUACGUGUGCCCGUGUGCACGAACGACAGGGUCAGCGGACACCCGUUGCGUAAUGGUGUCGGCGGCUCCCCGACCUCGUGGUGACGGCCUGAGCCUCGCGGCGGUCUGCUGCUGACUGUGACGAAAGAAAAGUCCCUGCACGCCCACGCGCCCUCGUCAUGGCCUCGGGCUGGCGGCUGGACUGGCGGGGCUCCUCGGGGUCCCUGUGGAGUCGCAGUCGAGGCCACGGCGGCCCCGACAGCCUGGACCUCCUGAACGGCUCGCCCCACACCCCGGCCUCCCCCGCCCCGGCACGCAGCCGCCGCAAUGGCUCCUUACGCAAGAGGUUCCGCUCCUUGACGGAAGGCAUCGCCGGCCUCCUGGCGGGCGACAAGAAGGAGAAGGAGCCGGACAACACGGACAACAAGGGCAUUGUCAGGCCAGCCAAUUUCCGUCCCUUCGACCACUCGCGGGACAUGAUGGCCGCCGACCUGUGGCCUGAGCCCAGCCUGCGGGGCAGUGCCGCCAGCCUCGCCGCCUUCAGCAGGGACAGGGACGCGUCGCCCUCCCUGCCGUCACGGGCCGGCUCCCGCCAGGGGCGCGCCCUGCCCCACACCCCCGCUGCAGACGCCCACAACGAAUGCAACAACACGGCGGGGUCGGCGGGCCGCAGGACGCCCACGGGCCCCGUCAAGGCCCCGCCCAGCCCGCCGCCCCGCAGGUUCUCGCUUUGGGCCAUGGACGUGCAGUACGCCCAUAACCAGUACUGCCCCGCCCCGCCCAGCCCAGCCCCCAGCGCCCCCGCCAGCCUCCAGCAUGCACAGUCGCCGCCGCCGCCGCUUCCAGCCCGCAGCCCGCCCUCCCCGUGCCCCCCCAAGGCCCCACCCGCGCCCCACCUCCGCGGCAACAGCACGCCGCCCCGCUCCCCCCACACCCCGCGGCGGCAGGCCUCCCCGCGCUGCGUCACGCCUCCCGGGGGAGGCCCCAACGCCCCCGUGGGCUCCCCGGUCAUGCGGUGCCGCAGCCUCUCCGACAGCAAGGUGGAGGGCCGUGGCAGGGCCUCCAGCAGGGCCGCCUGGUACCGGCGCAAGUCCCAGGCACGGAGACACGCCCACACACCCGUCCAGGGCAGCGGCUGCGUGGUGGCCCGCACGGUGGCCGUCCUGCUGGAGAAGGAGGAGAACAGCUUCGGCUUCACGGUGCGGGGCGGCGUCUCGCUCGACCCCUCCAAGACGCGGCCGCUGGUCAUCACCCACGUCAGGCCGGGCGGACCAGCGGACAGGGAGGGCACCAUCAAGGCCGGGGACCGCGUGGUGGCUGUGGACGGCCGUGACCUGACCCGCUGCAGUCUGAAGGAGGCCCAGGAGCUGCUGCAGAGGCUGGAACGCGCCGCCACCCUCACCAUCGAGUAUGAUGUGUCGGUGAUGGAGAGCGUGAGGGCGUCAGGAGGGCCGCUGCUGGUGGAGAUUGAGAGGGCAGCGGGGACGUCCCUGGGCCUCACGCUGACCCACGCCCACCCCGAGCCCAGCACCAUCCUCAUCGAGACCAUCAGACCAGCGAGUAUUGCCGAGAGGUGCGGCGCCUUGGCGGUAAACGACGUGGUGGCGGCGAUAGACGGAACUCGGGUGGACCAGAUGACGGUGGCUGAGGCGGCGCAGCUCCUCAAGACGGCGCCCGGGACCCACGUGACGCUGGAAAUCAUACCCGGACCGGCGGCACAGAGCAGGAUACCCUUCUGUAGAGGUGGAGGUGUGGCUUUUCCGCAUCUCUAUGGCGUAGUGGGCAGCAGCAGCGGGUACAACAGCAGUGGAGGUGGAGGUGGAGGUGGUGGAGGAGGUGGCAGUGGGUAUCUGUCUCCUGGCUCCUCGUACAACACUCUUGCCUCUCAGCGGACGCGUUCCUCGGCCGCUCGGAGGGUCAACAGGAGAACUAGACCUGGAGAGCGCCCUGAUGCUGGGGGCAGUGCUGGGGGUGCCGGUGUGUGCCAUCAAGAGUGCCUAACGGUGACGCUGGUGGUGGAGGGCCGAGGGUAUGGGCUGGUGCUGCGGCCGCCCCCACACCCAGCCGACCCCGACACAGCGCUGCCCGUCGUGGCUGCAAUGGAUCCAGGCGGGCCGGCGGAUAAGUGCAGCGUGAUGUGUGUGGGUGACCGCAUCAUGGGGGUCAACGGGCGCAGCGUGUCGGGUCUCGGGGUCAGCGAGGUCACGCAGAUGAUCGCCAACUCUCGGCCCACCGUCACUCUGGACCUGGAGUUUGACGUGGCGGACUCGGUCGUUCCCUCGUCUGGCACCUUCGCCGUCAAGCUGGCCAAGAGACAUAAUGGACUUGGUAUUACCCUGACUGUGUCGCGUCGAGCUGGUGCCGGGGAGCCCUUACUGAUCAGCGAGGUGGUGCGGGGGUCGCCAGCACACCGCUCGGGCACCAUGCAACCCGGUGAUCGACUCCUGGCUAUCGACUCAACGCGCCUCGAACACCUCACGCUCGACGAUGCCAAGUCCAUCCUGAACUGCUGUGAUGACAUAGUGACGCUUAGGGUGCAGAAGGAUGAGCUCUAUUCUGCUGAGGAGAAUGGCGGCCUAGUGAUGUACACGGUGCAGCUGGUGCGUCACGGCGGUGCGCUGGGCAUCACCAUCUCCGGCAGCGAGGAGCCCUUCGACCCUAUCUACAUCGCUGGCCUGGCGCCGGGUGGGUUGGCAGACCGGACAGGUGCUAUACACGUGGGCGACCGACUCUUGGCCAUCAACGGCGUGUCACUGCGCGGGAAGCCACUCAGCGAGGCCAUCCUGAUGCUGCAGAACUCGGGCGACACCGUGACCCUCAAGAUCUCCCGGCCCAGAGACUCAGGAGUCCCGAGUGAUGAGCUAGGCCGCAACGACUGGCUGGGACGCUUUGGGCCGGCGAUCCCCUCGGUGGACUCGGCCGUGGAGUCUUGGGACAGCUCCGGUCUUGACCCUCCCCCGCCCGGCUCCACGCCUGCACUGUCCAAGAGAGACUCAGGCUCGGACAUUGUGUUCAGAUCAGACUGCGGCAGCACUGUGAAGCGUCGAGCUGGGCUGGAGGGCAGAGAUGAGGUGGCUGGGACUGGCGACACAGACAGCACAGAGGUCAACAAGAGGUCACACGAAGAGGAUGCGGAGGAGUCCUGGAGGUCGCCAUCACCUCCGCCCUCCAUAGACAGUGGGCAGUCUGAGGACAAAACCGACUGGGACAAGAUGAUCGCCGACCUUAACCAGAUCAGUGAGAGCUGUGGGCUGAGGGAGCGGCCGCACACGCCCCCCACCUCACACCUCCCUCACACACACACAGCGUCGCCAACACAACAUCAAAAAGAUUCUCACGUCAACGGUAUGGAUGCGAGUCUCUGCCCGACACUCGGUACACGGAGGAGGGUGCCAGCAGGAGGAGGAGGAGGAGGAGGAGGAGGAGGAAAAGGAGGAGGAGGAGACCCUGCUGACGUGAAGGAGGAAGGGAGUUACUCUGUUAGUCAAGCCACCCUCAACUUUGCACGGAUGACCUCGCCUUCGCCUGAUGGUGCGCAGGUGUACCAGGUGUCGCUACAUAAGGACUGCAUCUACGAGGACUUCGGGUUCAGCGUGUCGGACGGCCUCUACGAGAAGGGCGUCUACGUCAACCGGAUAAGGAAGGGCGGCCCGGCGGACAGGUCUGGGGUGCUGAAACCCUACGACAGGAUCCUGCAGGUAAACGACACCAGGACCCACGACUUCGACUGCUGCCUCACCGUGCCCCUGAUGGCUGCCGCUGGUGACCGCCUGGUGCUGGUGGUGUCUCGGAGCCCCCACGCGCACCCCACACUCGACUUCUCCUCCGACAUCCUCGCCUCGGCCUGGAACAACAUCGAGGAAGGGAAGGAGGAUGCGGAGGAUUGUGACGACUUGAGUGGUGGGGGCCUGUACUCCUCCCCUCUCACUCCCUCCCUCACUCCCAUCCCUACCGUUCUGAAGACACUCUGAACCCCACUCCCUCACGCCCUUACUCCCGUCCUCUUCCUCCUCAACCUCCUCUUCCUCUCAAGGCACUGUGAAUCUAGUGAAUGUAAUGUUUUCUGUAGCAAGGGAGACCAACACAGAAGAGGGAACAAAAAAGUCUACUUAACGUUAUUCCAGCAUAAAAGAAGACAGUCCGAGUGGCCGAAAGAAAGGGUCAGACUUGGUUGCGUGAACUGAACUAUAUCCCCCUUUCUCUCCCUCUCUCUCUCCUUCCCUCCCUCACUUUUUAUUUAUGCGAUUGUAAGACACCGUGAGGUAUACAUGAAUAGAAGAGACAGAUGAGAGAGGGCGUAAAGGUCAAGUUGGGAGCAUACGCUAUAGCUGCGCGUGGCCUCAGUGCUCAUCUCCGUCACAUGCCCCCUUUAGUCUAUGGCGGAAAGGAACCCAUCGCCCCGGGACACAGAAGGGGAGUGAAGAUAUUAAAAGGGAGCAUUUGAAUAAGAACUUGAGACUCUUCUGUUGUAUCCACCCCCUUUAAUAUGAAGUCCAGGAGGGAACGAGGCAUCAUGACCACAAGUGAAUAGACAGACAGACAUGAGGGAGUAAGGAAGCAGAGGAAAUAUCAACCACUAAGGAGAGAGUGUAUCAUCCUGUAUCUUCCUUGGUGGUGUGUGUGUGUAUGUGUGUGUGUCUUAUUUUUUACAGCAAAGGAAGUGAUUCAAGAGCAAAAAGAAAAAAUGAAGACAAAAAAGCCUGCUAUCCACUUCACCUGUUAAAAGAAGUAUUGAUGAGUUGCCAAGAAAGAGGUCAAUUUCAAGAGGAGAGGUGUCGCUACUCCUCUUUAGAACUACUUAGAACAUUGAUAUGAAUGAGUGAACGAAGUAGCGAGUCCAAGGUCUUCCGCAGCAACCGUUUUCGUGCAUCAACAAACAAUUUACGUGGAACUAUGAAGUAGAUUUGAUGUGUGCAAAAGCUAUAGACAUUCACUCUUUUUUAUUCUAUUUUACUCUCCCACAGUUCUCAUGUGUCUUAGGAUUCAAAGCAAAUGUUUUUCAUAUGAGAGGAAAGGACCCACGGAACCCAAUGCAGUCUUGCCAAUCUGGUUACAUAUAGCCAUGUGAGUGCGAGAGAGGUCGUGUUAGGGAAGGUUAGGAGAGAAAACUUGCCAAACGAUGCUCAUGAUAUUUUUACACAGAAUCUCUCGUUUUAUAAAGUUGAAUGACAGUGCCUUUUCCUCCCACUACUUGGUGUUGAGGCUGAAGAAUCUUUUGUGCCUUGUAUUAGGGAUGAAAGAGUAAAGAUGCUGUUGACUCUUGUAUUAGGGAUGAAAGAAUGAAGAUGCUGAGUAACUCUUGCAUUACGAAGUUGGACAGCACAGGAAUGAAAGAUUGCAGAUGCUGGUUGACUCUUGCAUUACGAAGUUGGACAGCACAGGAAUGAAAGAUUACAGAUGCUGAUUAACUCUUGCAUUACGAAGUUGGACAGCACAGGAAUGAAAGAUUGCAGAUGCUGGUUGACUCUUGCACUAGGUGAGGUCAGAGAGGCUGGAUCUGUUCGUGUAGAGGCAGUGUGAGGGAGGAGGGGUGAGGUUGAACUAGUGUCUUUUUGUACAGAAGUGAGGUUAAAGAAGCAAGACCUGAUUGUGUGGAGCAGUGUAAGGGAGGACUGGAAAGGAGAAGCUAGAUUUGUAUAUUUUUAUAUGGCAGGAAGGUUACAAAAGAUGGAUAUGUUUGUAUGAGGCUGUGUAAGGGAAAGUUAGAGAGGGUAAUCUUGUGUCUUUUUAUACAGAUCUGAGGUUAGAAAAGGUUAAAGGACUCGACCUGUUUGUAAGGAGACUAUUUAAGGAAGGAGUGAAGAUGUUAAACUUGUGUCCUUUUAUACAGUGAUGAGGUUUGAAAAGAUUAGAGGAGCUUGACCUGUUUGUAAGGAGACUAUUUAAGGAAGGAGUGAAGAUGUUAAACUUGUGUCCUUUUAUACAGUGAUGAGGUUUGAAAAGGUUAAAGGACUCGACCUGUUUGUAAGGAGACUAUUUAAGGAAGGAGUGAAGAUGUUAAACUCGUGUCCUUUUAUACAGAGAACUAGACCUGUAUGUGGAGGCUGUGUAGCGAAAAAGGGUGAACUUGUGUCAUUUUUAUACAGAGCUGAGGUUUAAAAAGUUACACAGACCUGUUUGUGUGGAAGCUGUAUGAGGGAGGAGUGUCGAGGGUGAACGUCAGUCAUUAUAUACCGCGGGAAGGAUAGAAAACCUAGACCUGUUGUGUGGGGGCUCUGUGGGUAAGGCUAGCGAGGGUAAUCUUGUCAUUUUUUAUACAGAACUAAGGUUAGAAGAGCUGACUGUGUGGAGGCUGUGUGAGGGAGGUGUGGAGAAGGUGAACUAGUGUCUUUUUAUACAGAGCUGAGGUUAGGAAAGCUAGACCUGUUUCUUUAUCACACAGAAUCCCUUAAGUAGAAGGUUAUGUGAGGGGAGACUCAGAAAGGUAAACACAUGUAGCUACCAUCUUUUUUAUACAGAGGUAAAGUUAGAAGAGUUAGAUCUGUUUCUCUACUGUACAGAAUGCCUUAUAUAGAUGAGGAGAGGAUCAGAAAGGCAAGCUUGUAUCUUUAUCAGCAGAAUGAGGGUCGAAAGAGCUAUAUCUGUUUCUUUACUAUUCAGAAUGCCUUAUAUAGAAGCCCAAAUGAGGAGACAAUCAGAGAGGCAAUCUUGUAUCUUUAUCAACAGAAGGAAGCUCGGAAGAUCCAGCUAGACCCGUUUCUUUAUCAUACAAAAUGCCUUAAGUAGGAAGUCAAGUGAGGAAAGGUACAUAAGGGCAAAUUUGCAUCCUUUUAUAAGGUUGGAGGAACUUGCUGUUGUCCGACGUCAAAAUAAAGUCAGUUUGGGUGGGGCCCAUGGAGGUAGAAUUGGUGGAGUCGACGUGGCUUGCUAAUCCCAUUCAUUGAGGUGAAGCCGACGAACUGUCAAAUUUACGGCCAAAAGAUGGGGGUGGGCGAGCCUGGCCGAGCCCAUUAAGAGGGAGCCUGACCUGACAACACCUGACACCUGGCCGUAAAAAUGACAGCUCGGGCGGAUUCACUUAAUUGGGCUGAUGUCGACUCCACCAAUUCUACCUCCAUGGUGGGGCCGGAACCUCCUCACAGUGUUGCCACAUCACCCCCGAAUACAUUAGUCUCUCCCUCAUCGAUCAUCUCCGUACUAUUUGAAGUUGUGUAUCGAAUAUUCUGCAUACAUUUAGUAGGAUUUGGCAGCAGCGUUGUGGCCAGGGAACUCCUUGAGCGCCUCCCCGCCCAAAUUGGCUUCCUAGCUGAGUCACACCCACUGUUAAUUAAUAUAUCUCCAUAGACAGAAUCCUUAUACGCAGACUAAAACAUUUACAACUUCAGGGAAAGGUAACAUGAUGCCUUAUUUAUAUAUACUUGUAGUGUUUAUAAUAUGCAGAUACUAAUCCAGCUAAGUAAGUAGUAGUUUUUUAUAUAUAUAUAUAUAUAUUACCACGUGCAGGAAGAUGAAGUAACUACACAAUUAUUGGCAUGGAACUUUACUUAAUGUAUGAAGAGAAAUGUAAAUAAAGUGCACCUUAUUAU